AUCAUAUUUACAAUGUCAAAAUAUCUCAGUGGUUCAGCAAAAAGGAAAAUGAGAAUAAAAAAAGAUGAAGAAAUAAAGAAGUUGAGAGGUUCAUUAAAUAUGUUUGUAGUAAAAAACAAUUUGGAUAAUGCUGUUGACAAGUGUGCCAAAAAUGUAAUUAUUAAAACAAAUAAAAAUACUGAUGUGGAAUCGUCUGGGACUUGUGAUGAUACUGAGCCAGACAUAUUUGAUAAUCAAGUCGAUAACUUUUCCACCAACUUAAUUAGUAAAAUAAAUGAAAAUACUGAUUUGGAAUCGUCUGUGACUUGUGAUGAUACUGAGCCAGACAUAUUUGAUAAACCAGGUGAAAAUGAAAAUAAUGAAGUAGAAUCGUCUGACACUUGUGAUGUUACUGAGUCAGGCAUAUUUGAUAAACCAGGUUUAGAUUUAACAAAUGAUUAUCCAACUGACCGUGGACAUUUUAAAGAGUUUGAUACUGUAAAAUCUGAUUUGAAGAGAAGUAUUUUAUUGCAUGGACCAUGUAAACCAACCAACAUAGAAUUUCCCUAUAGCCCUGAUGGAAAAGGCAUCCUUAGACGUUUUUCAGCACAGUUUUAUCACAAAACUACAAAUACAGGACUAUGUAUACCCAGAAUAUGGUUAUGCUAUUCAGUCAUUUUAGAUUGUGCAUACUGUGAAGUAUGUUGGCUUUUCGCUGAUAGGCAAAAUAGAAAUUUUAAAAUAAAUUGGAUAUUAGGAAUUAAUGAUUGGCACCAUAUUGGAGAAAAAAUUGGAGCACAUGAAAUUUCUCAACAACAUAUUCAAGCCACUGAAGUCCGAGUACGCUGGUUAAAAAACGAAACUAUAGACAAACAUAUGGAAGAUAAAAUUAUUAAAGAAGCUAGUUUUUGGAGAAAUGUUUUAAUUAGAUUAGUCAAAAUUAUUUUAUUUUUAACUGCGGGGAAUACUGCUCUCCGAGGAAACGAAAACAGUAAAACUAAAAUAAAUAAUACAGAAGGAAACUUUAUCAGGACUGUAAGGCUAAUGGCAGAUUUUGAUCCUGUUUUAAAUAAUCUAUUGAAUAAUGAAAAUAAUAAAAUAAAAUACCUGAGUUGGAAAAUUCAAAAUGAAUUAAUUCAUUUAUUAUCCUCAGAAGUAUUAAAUAUAUUAGCAAACGAAGUAAAAAGAUCUAAAUAUUAUUCAAUAAUAGUAGAUUCGACACAAGAUAUAACAAAAAUUGAUCAAUUGAGUGUUAUACUGCGUUAUGUUGUUUUAAACUAUGAAACAAAAUCAUUUGAAGUAAAAGAAUCUUUUUUUGGGUUUUUUGAAUUAGAGAACCAUGGCUCAAAGGAUUAUGAAAAUCUUAUUUAUGAUGUGUUGAAAAAGUACAAUUUAGACAUCCAAAAUUGUCGUGGCCAGGGUUAUGAUGGUGCAGCAGUAAUGAGUGGAGCUUAUUCAGGAGUGCAACAAAGAAUAUCUUCUACCGUGUCGAAUGCACAUUAUGUACAUUGCUGCGCACAUAACCUUAACUUGGUGAUUUGUGAUGCAGCCAAAUCGACGCAAGUUGCAACUAACUUUUUUACAACAUUACAAACUAUAUUCAAUUUUUUUAGUUCUAGUUGUCCUAGAUGGGCAUCACUUGCAUUUGGUGAUGACACUGCCAAAACAAUUAGACUUAAAGUAUUAAAAAAAGUUUGUCCUACUCGCUGGGAGGCUAGGCAUUCAUCAGUAUCAGCAUUAAAACAAAGGUAUAUAGAAGUUAUAAAAUCAUUAACAUAUAUGAGUUUAUCAAGUAGUAAAGUAGAUGAAAAACAUAUGGCAAUUUCAAUUAAAAAAAAAAUAGAAUCUUUUGAAUUUUUACUUAUGUUAUGUUUGUGGGAACGAGUAUUGCGUCCUUUGCAUGGUAUCUCUAAACUUUUGCAGAAGCAAGACAUUGACCUCCAGAAAGCAUUAGAUAGAUUGACUGAUGCCUAUACUUGUAUGCAGCAACUAAGGAAUGACUAUUGUAGUGUAGUUGAAAAUGCAAGCAACCUGGCAAUUAAAUGGGGUAUUCCAACUGAUGACAAAGUGGUUCGCCAAAAAAAAGCAAGGUUGUUUUUUGAUGAAGUAGAUGGUGACAGACGAAUGAAUAUCACACAAGAUAAUUUUAAAAUAAAAGUAUUUUUACCAGUUGUUGACACAAUAAUAUGUCAACUUAAAGAUCGAUUUAAAGGUUUACAUAACGUUUGUAGUAUUUUCAAUUUUUUGAAACCUCAAACACUUUUAGGACCAGAUGAAAUUACUAUUAAAGGAUCAUAUGACUUUAUUCAAAUGUAUCAAUCAGAUAUAAGUUCUGAUUUAACAAGUCAACUGCUAUCAAUCAAAGAAAUUAUAAAAAAUAAAAAUUUGAAUAGUAUCCAAGCACUGGCCUCAUUUAUUCUCGAAAACGACUUUGCUACAAGUUACUCUGAUGUAUUAGGAGCAUGUAUAAUUUAUUUGACAUUGCCAGUAACGGUUGCAACAGCAGAAAGGUCUUUUUCAAAACUUAAAAUAAUAAAAAGCUAUUUAAGGAAUUCAACUGGACAAGAACGACUGUCCAAUAUUUCAGUUUUAAAUAUCGAACAGCGUCGUACAAAAGAAAUUGAUAUGGACAAAAUAUUAACAAAUUUUUCAAAUAUGAAAGCAAGAAAAAUGAAAUUUGAUUAAGUAUGAAUUAAUAUAUUGUUAAGUUUAUUAAAAUUAUUUAAAUAUAUAACAUAAAAUAUAUAAAUACAGAUAUCAUUUCCACAGAAACAUAGAAUACAAUAGUUUUACAAAAUAAUAAUCAUUUAUCAUACCUUUUAAUUUUAUCAAAAAAAAA
Molecule: messenger RNA, 2818 nt
Organism: Metopolophium dirhodum (rose-grain aphid)
Lineage: Eukaryota; Metazoa; Arthropoda; Insecta; Hemiptera; Aphididae
Product: zinc finger MYM-type protein 1-like
Exons: 5
Coding region: 13-2664 (883 amino acids)
Molecular function (GO): protein dimerization activity
Source: RefSeq, a predicted model, not a curated record